Brassica rapa (field mustard) is the source of this 708-nucleotide messenger RNA. RefSeq names its product auxin-responsive protein SAUR50. NCBI's taxonomy places the organism in Eukaryota, Viridiplantae, Streptophyta, Magnoliopsida, Brassicales, Brassicaceae. The record is from RefSeq and is a predicted model, not a curated record. Gene Ontology annotation, biological process: response to auxin.
AUUUGAAAUUCUAUAUUAUUAUGUUGGCACACGUUACUUCUUCAGUCAUCACUGUGUGUAUUUACAUGAUCGAGUAGAAAGAUAUGGGAGUAGAAAGAGGAAGUGGUAAGGGGCUGAAGCAGAUGCUAAAGAGAUGUUCGAGUUUGGGAAAGAAGAGUAACGUCCACGUCAACUCUAACGGCGUCCCCAAAGGUCACUUCGUCGUUUACGUUGGUCUCUCUAGAUCCCGACACGUUAUUCCUAUCUCCUUCCUCACGCACCCCAUCUUUCAGAUGUUGCUGAGACAAUCUGAGGAAGAGUUUGGGUUCUACCAAGACAAUGGCCUAACCAUUCCUUGUGAUGAAGAUUUCUUUCUCUCUCUCAUCUCCUCCAUUAAUCCGCCUUGACAAGACACAUAUGAACGUGCAAUUCUAGCUCCUGCUUUGCGGAAAUAAACUCGUGUCUAUGUAACUACUGCUGUUUAUAUAUCCUUUUCCACGGUUCUCAUGUAGCAUGUCACUGGAGAGGAGUAGAAUCUACGUUACGUACCUACUUUUUUAACCUCGUUUUCUUUGAUAAGUUCUAAAAUCAAAUUAAAGCUAGGGUUUUUUUCGCUUUGCCGAGGGAAGCUAAACAAGGACACAUCACACAACUACAUCAUUGCCUCUUAUUAAUUUCAUUUUUUGUAUUUUUUGAUUGGACCCUCAAUAUGUUGUCCUUUUGCAAUUA